UGAACUACUCGAACGCUUUUCUUACUAUGGCAUCAACUUUACGCAGACAGCAUACUUGAUGGGUGUCUAUGACGACAACUGGAAUGCCGGCUUGACCGGAGUUGAGGCUGCAUCCGUAACAAGUCUGUCGACUGCCAUUGCCUAUUCCUCUCCUUUUUUGGGAGCCAUUCUUGCAGAUGCCCUACUUGGAGACUUUUGGGUUAUUGCUCUUGGAACUAGUUUUCUUUACAUUCCAGGAAUGAUUCUGAUUGCCUUGACUACAGUCCCAGAAUUGCUUGGAGAGACCUUCAAUAUGACGGCACUUCGGGUUGGACUUACCGUUCUCUAUCCUUUGGGAGCAGGAGCUAUCAAGUCAGUUGUCAACAUCUUUGGAGCCAAACAAUUCCAUCCAGUCUUGCAAUCCUCCAUGCUUUCCGAGUACUACGUCAACUUUUACAUGUUCAUCAAUAUCGGGGCAUUGGUAGGAGGUAUUCUCAUUCCUAUUGUUGCCCAGCACAAUGUUACAGUUGCGUAUUUCAUCCCAGUUGCCACCAUGGCCCUCGUUAUCCUGGUGUUUGUUCUGGGUUCCUCGCGCUAUGUGAAAGUGCAACCCAAUAUGCAAUCACUCUUGAGUGUAGGUCGCGUCAUUGGGAAUUCGGCUGGUCGCUGUCGCAGUUUGAAUAGCAACAUGUCUUCCAAUGGUGGACGAUUCUCAGACCACAUGGUCCAAAGCGUCAAGCAGCUUCUAUGCAUUAUCCCAAUCACUGCCCUUGUGGUCCCCUUCAACAUUGUCUAUGCUCAAAUGUCGACAACGUUUAUUGUGCAGGGGACAGUCAUGAAGAAUGUCAGCUUCAUUGAUGCAUCCAUGAUGCAGAAUAUGGAUGCCAUAAGCGUCCUUGUCUUCGGGGCCCUCAUUGGACAAGUGCUGUAUCCAUUCCUUGAGAGGAAGGGAAUCCGCAUUGCGACUACACACAAGUUUGCCAUGGGAACUUUUUGUACUGUUCUUUCUUGCGUCUGCACACUCGUUGUUGAAUACCAGAUUCACGCCACAUACAAUCGCAGUGGGAAAAAGAUCAGUAUCUUGUGGCAAUCAUUUUCAUACUUCCUCAUUGGAUGCGGAGAGCUCUUUGCAAUCAGUUCGGCCUAUGAAGCAGCCUACAAGGUUGCUCCCAAAGAACAAAAGGCUCUGGCAUCUGCCAUCAACCUGUUCUUCAUUGGCGGUAUUCCCAACUUUAUUUGCAUGGCACUUGAUGAAGCAGUCAAGCCUUGGUUUACCGAUGCCAGUGGAAGUGGCAACAUUGCGUCAUUGGAAGCAUACGCAAGCACCAACAUUAUCAACUUUUGGUGGUUGCUGAUCUUCAUUGGCCUUGGUGGAUGUCUCAUCAAUGUCCUUCCUUGGACAAGGAACUGGGUGGAAGGCGUAGAAGAAAUGGCCCAGGAGAACCUCAUCGCGGUUGAAUCAGAGAGGCGCACCAAAGUGACAGCUGCACAUGGCAGCGACGAUUGGGUCAACAGCAACGACAAUAAUGAGGAGGAUACCGACGCCGAAGACUAUCUUGUUUUUUCGAUUGAGGACUUGGAAGAUCAAGGUAGUGAUGCCGCCACUGUUGGGAAAGAGAACAGCUCCGAUGCAAGCAAUAAAGAGCCUUCUAUUGUAUCCGACGUUGUUGUUGAUUCAUGGGAAAACUGCGAGUGAGGAGGGUGGCCACAAAGUCACGUCGAUCACUGAUAGAUUGCAGCGAACAAGACCUAGAAACAAACAGAAGACUGAAGAUAGAACACAAAUUAAUGACUAAUAAAGCAU
Seminavis robusta is the source of this 1783-nucleotide messenger RNA. Lineage: Eukaryota; Bacillariophyta; Bacillariophyceae; Naviculales; Naviculaceae. The record is from the annotation of a GenBank genome assembly.